ACCAUGAACCGCAAAAGCUGCUACUCUUCUUGCUCCUCCUCCUCCUCUUGUUGGCCUCCAUCGUCGUCGUCAUCCUUCUCCGCACGCCGCUUGCGGCCACGGCCACGACCACGACCUGCACACACGACCACACCACCCAAGCAUUCACUCACUGACUCACUUACUUACGAAUCGACGGCUGCCUGCCUGGCUGCCUGCAGACACAUGCAUGCGCACCGCACCUGCCUGGUGUGGCGGGGCGGCACCCUCCUGCCUCUGCACGAUACGCGUCACCUCAGACACACCGUGCACACUACGCACCCUGCACACACAGCACAAAGGUACACACGCCCGCAUACAUAAGUGUGCCGUGCCUGCCCACCGAGCUGCCUGCCGACCUGAAGAGUAUGUUGGCGUGUCUGUGCAUGCCCUCCUUGAGCGAGACCAGGAUGAACUGGGAGUCGGGGAAGUGCUGCCGAAUCAUGGCGCCCAUGUUGCUCGUGUGGUUGGGGUCAAGCGCCGCAUCCACCUCGUCCAGCAGGAACAGCGGACCCGGCUGUCAGUCAAGGAGACAGACACGCAGGCAGCACACAAAGAAAGUAUGUGUCUCGUCUCUUUCCCUUCCACGGCAUCCACUGCAGGCAGGGCCCACCUUAUUUACCUUGUAUUUGUUGAUGGCGAGGAGUAGGGCGAGUGCGACGAGCGACUUCUGGCCGCCCGAGAGUGAGCUGAGGCUGUCCUUCCACACACGGUCGACGCACACCUUCAUCUCCAGGCCCGUCUUGAGGAAAUCCUUCGCACGAUGGCCUUCGGGCACUGCCAGACGCGCACUCGCACCCGGCAGCAUCGUGCCGAAGAUCUUGCCGAAGUUGUCGUUCACCUGAAUGCAUCAAUGAAUGAAUGAAGGCACCACACACACACACACAUACACACACAGGCAAGCGCACAGCAGGCAGGCAGGCAGGCAGGAAGGCAUGGAUGUUUGUUUGCCCAAGAGGUGUGUGUGGUACAUACUAUUUUCCAGCAUGAGUUGAGUUCGUCGAUUCGUUUCUGGUCGUAUUUCUUGAUGUCCUUCUCGAGGUCCUCCUUCUCGCGCUCCACGAUGCCGCGCUUCGUCUUCCACUCCUGCCAGCCCGGACGCACACACACACACAUACACACACACACACACAGAGAGAGAGAGAGGGAGAGAGAGAGGGGGGGACGAGGAGAGGAGGGUUUGUCGUUGGGCUGGUCUGUGCGUGUGUGGCCUGCACUGCACUGCAUGCCUCUAUCUUCGCGUUGAGUGCCUCCCAUUUGGUGUAUGCCUCCUUGUUGACGCGUGGCUCCAGCCGCUCGUAGUCCUGCCGCAUCUUCUCGUACCGACCUCGCUCGACUGAGUUGACGAGUCACGUCAUACACAUACAGACCGUUUGGCUGGUGCUCACGCCAUUGUUCGUUCACGCGUACCGUUGGCAGUGGUUCCUCUGAAGUCGUAGUCGCCGCCCUCCUUGUUGAGCUCGGGCUCCAGCGCCACUGUGUCAGGCAUCCUGGCACGGUACUUGCGCACCUCCUACACACAUACAGGCGCCCACACGUGUGUGUCUGUGCGUGGCGUAUAAAAGGCCCACCGCGUCCGCGUGUGCGACCUCCUUCUUCUUGGUCUCGUAUUGGUUGUUCUUCUGGACACAUACACACACACACACACACACACCCCGACGAGACACCCACCACAAUGGCGAGUUGGGGGCGGGGUGAUGUGGGUGCAUACCCUAGCUUUGGCUAAUUCAGUGUUGUGCUUUUGCUUCUCGAGCUCCCUCUCGUCCUGCUGCAGCUGAUUCAACGCCUCGUCCAGUUGCUGAAGGGGGCAUCGACCACACACGUUCAGCAAGUUGCCUGAUGUGUGUUGUGUGCCGUCUGCUGACCGACCGAUAGGUUCUUCUUGCUUUCCUCCACUUUCUUGAGCACCUCGUCCUUCCACCGGACCUAUCACACACACAGACAGGUGUGUAUGGGUGUCUGUGUGUGGUGGUGGUGGUGGUGGUGGCUGAUGGGUGUGUGUCUUCUCACGGCGUCUUGGUACUGCUGUUCCUUCUCGGCGAAGUGCUCCUGACACUUGGCUAGCUGAGCCUCGGCCGCCUGCACGUCAGACACAAUAAAUACACCACAGACAAUGCAGACAGGUGUGCCGGUCGCAUCGCAUAUAUGUGUGUAGGUAUAUGUGGACGUGUAGAGUGGGUGACCUCACUUACCUUAAGGUCUUCCUCCUUCUCUGUAAUGUUCUGCCGCAUCGCCUGCAGCUCUACGCCAACCCUAUUGUGACGCUGAACACACGCACCGCACAAGACAGACACACAGAUGCCUCUCUGCGUCACUCCCCUUCCCUGUAGGCAUACACACACCUCUUGGAGUUCAUUGUGUUCGUUGUCGGCCUUUUCAGCGUCUUCUUUGGCCUGACGGCACAUCUGCUCGACCUCCUGCUCCAUCUGCCCCUUGUUGUUCUGGAAGUUGGCCAGCGACGCCUCAAGCUCCUGUAUGGCCUCGUCGGUCUUGCCGGCCUCUGACGUCAACUCGACCGACGACGCCUUCAGCUCAUCCAACUGAGACAACGAGACGGCAUGAGAAUACAGAAAGAGAGAGCGGGGGAGAAGAGUGUUGGGGUUGCUGGCUGACUUUGGUUUUGGCUUGUUCUAUUUCGUCCUUCUUGGCGCCGAUCUCGUCCUGGUUGAUGCGCUCCUGACUCGCAGACACACAGAGACACAAGGAACGCAGAGAUGAAGCGGUCUCAUUACUGUCUCCCAGUGUUGUGUGUUGUGUGUUCUGUGUGGGGUCUGUGUGUGUGCCUGGAUGCGGUUAAGCCUCCGCUGCUCGUAGUCGAGUUUCUUCGAGUACUCCUGCCACACACAUGCAAGCCGAUGGUGAGCUGUGCGUGUCUCAUGCCGUCUCGAGUACAUACGUCGUGGUCCUUCUUGGUCUGGGCUUGGGCGUCGAACCAAUCCUUGAGCUCCCUUAAUCCAUACACACACACACACACACACACGAUAGCCGGUGUGCGUGUAAGUUCCGAUUGAGUACUUGGCGCGCUCCUCCAGCUUGGUCAACCUCUCGCGGAGGGACGCCAGGGCCUGAACCAUAACAUAUACGCGCACACCUUUGCAGAUCGCCCCCCUUUUUUCUUUCGUACCUUGAAUUUCUCGAGUAGCUGCAGAUUCUUGCUGGAGCCGCCACCAAUCGCACCUGACACCCCACACAGGGCCCACACAGAGAGAGAGAGAGGCAGCUGGUGGAUGCUGCAGGUCACCGUGGAUGCCACGCGUGGUUCCCUCCGCCCCCGCCUGACCUGAUGGGUCGUACACGUCUCCGUUUUGUGUGAUGAUGCGUGUGCGCGCGGACGGGUGUGCGUAGACCUUGCCGGCGGUGACUUUGGACUCACACAGCAGCAGCCGACCGAACACGAAACGCAUCGCCUUGGCCACCUCAGGCGGAUACCUACACAACACGCCCAUGUGUCAUAUUGUGUAAUAUUGUGUAUGUUGUAUGUGGAUAUAAUACUCACUCUACGACGUCAAUGCCCUUGAGUAUGGUGUCGCCCUCUCCCUCUGCGUCGCUAACGCGCUGGGCCGCCUCGACGGUCUAAACACAACCGACCACCACGUGUGUUUGCUGGUCGAUGUUAUUCAUUGUGAGGUCCUGGUCCUCACACACAAGAAACUGACGUACCUCGUUGGCCACCACUUUGUCUUGCAGUCUGUUGAGGGGCAGACACGUCACGCGGUCCUGCUCAAACGCCUUCUUGUCCAGCAGCUCAGUGGCUGCCGCACACCAACACGGACCGACACACAUGUGACACCACGCACCCACCGUACACACACCGUGGUGCGUCGGUCUGCCCACCGUCUUUCUCCGUCUCGACAAUGACGUUGAACAGCUUGGCCAAAGACGCCACCUGCACACACACGGGCACAGCACACUUGUGGCUUUCACCAGUGUCAUGACCCCGUGUCAUGAGUCUUUGUGACCUCGAUGGCUUUGGAGUAGUUGUCCAUGUCAGGCUUGAGGUGCACGAGCUCACCCACCGCACCCUUGACGUGCUGGGGGUCCAGGUCGGGCACCUUCUCGCGGUUGUACGUGCAGCGACCCAACAAACGAGACUGACCAAGGAAGGGGACGGGAGGGGAGGGAAGGGAACAGCACGUCAUGUUGUCUCAUCCGCUUCGUUGUGAGUGUGCUGUUGUUACGCGAAGUGUGUCCUCGUCAUGACGCAGGGGGGGCAGCUCCUGCGGACAGACACAUGCAAACGGUGCUCUUCUGCCUCCCUCUCUGUCUGUCUGUCUGUCUGUCUGUGUGUGUGUAUGUGGUGGCGCCACCUCUUUGUGUAUUCGGUCGUAUUCGUCUUGUCUGGCCUUCCAUGCGUAUGCGUCGAAGUCGAGUGCGUUGAGUUUGUCCUGCCACUUGCGGAUGUUGACCUCACACUCGGACUUCUCCCGACACAACGCAUUGUACGCCUGACAAACAAAGACACACCCACACCGACACACGAAUGUUCAAAUGGAUCUGGGAGGUGCGUUGGCUGGCCAUGUGCUCACUUUGAGUUUUGGGUCGUUUGCGUCGAUGUCGUCAGCCUUCUCGAGCUUCUCCUCCAAAUGCCUGAUGGACGGGCGACAAGCAGAUGAGUUCGUCUGCAUGGGUGCUUGCCUGCUGGGUGUCGCUCGCGCCCUCCCUCACUUUGUUUCCCUGGCGCAUUGUUUGAGUUUUGUGUCUAUUUCGGCUCUCUUCUGCUUGGCGGCGGCGAGUCGCUCGCGCACCGACUGGCCCUCCUGCUCGUCGCCCUCGUCAGCCACAAACACCUCACGCCCUGCACACACACACACACACACACACAGAGAGAGAGAGAGAGAGACACAUGAAGGUGGAUGGAUGCCACGCGUGCGUGAGAGGGUAGGUGGAUGUGUGGUUGUUUGCCUGCUCGUAUGUCGUGCAGUUUGCGAUUGAGUUUGUCCUGCUUCUUCUCGAGCUGAUCCUUGGCCUCCAACAACGACUGACGAGAGUUGAAUAAAUAGAUGGAUGGAUGGAUGGAUGAGUGAAUGGAUGGGUAAUUGAGUGGCAGGCUGACCUGGAGCUGUGUCUGUAGUUGUUUGUGUUCGUUGUCCUUUUUGUUGACGUCCUUCUCAUGGCCCUUGAGCUUCUUCUGCUGACUUGACACCUCCUUCUCAGCCUCUACCUACUCACAUACACACACACACACAUCCACAUGCACACACACAAUGCACCAUUACAUCCUCCCGUGUUUUCCACUGACUGACCACGUCCUUCUUGGCGUUGUCGAGUUUGGUCUGCGCCCCCUCCAUCUCCUGCACACACACACACACACACGAAGGCACGCACACAGACACAUGAGGGCAGUGAAUCGGCGGUCGGCAUGUAUAGAUUCUUGCGUCGUACGGUGGUUCUCUUGGAGAGCAGCUCCUGCAGCCGCGUGAACUCGGCGUCCUCAUUACGCUGCACGAUCCCAUAGAGGUACACAGGCACGCGUGCGUGAAUGGCCUUUGUGCUUGCCGCCGUUUGUGUCGGUAACAUACGGCCUUCAUGCGUUUGUCGAACUCCUUCUUCUUGUCGGCCAACUCCUUCUGAAGCGACUCCAUCUGAGCAGCGGAGAGAUGAAUGGAUGGAUGGAUGGAUAUACACCACCCAACACAUACAUGGCCUCCACCGACCCACACACCCAUUUACCUGUGCGUCGAGCUCCUCCCUCUCCUUCACCAAUUGGGCUGCACGCACACACAUAUGUGGAGAUGCCGUGAAGAGAAAGUGUGUGUGUGUGUGUGUGGAUUGCGUGGCUGACCGAGUUGCUGCUGUCCGCUCUUCUGCACGGUGAGGUGUUCGUAGUAGGUGAUGGCGUUGACGAACCGCUGCUGCUGGUGGAUGGUGCUGCGGAUCUUCUCAAACUGCAAGUACUCCACCCUGAUUGACCCAUCCACACACACACACACACACACACAGACAGUGCGCACGUACUUGAAUGUGUGUGUGCUCUCUGCGUACCUCUCCUUGUUGAGGCGGUCUCGCUCUGGUAUGAACUCCUGCUCCAGCUUGUCGUCCACACGCGCCAGCUGCACUCACACACACACACAGAAGCAGACGAUGCUCACACAAACAGACACCCUUCACUUGUUGAGGCGUGUGUAGCGGCUGGGGGACCGGCGGCAGGUCGCUGACCUCUUUUUCCUUGGCUUCGAUUUUCUUUUUGGUGGUGUCCCUCUUGUUCUGGUACGUCUUGGUGCCCGCCGCCUCCUCGAGCAUCUCCAGGAAGCGGUGCGGCCGGAACCCGAUCGUCUGGGUGAUCUUGCCCUGAAUCAUGCAUGGUGCAUGACGGACGAAGGACACACACACACACACAGAGAGAACGCGUCGGUCGGUACGUGUGUGUUGGGUGUGGAUCUGUUGUGUUGUGUUGGUUGGUUGAAGGUAUCGUGCCUGUUGAAUGAGGAAAUACGGGUAUUGUAUGCUGAGCCCGGCGGCGGCGAAGAAGUCGUGGUAGGCCUUCUCCUUGACCACAGACCCGUUGAUGAACCACUUGCGCUGACUCCCUUGCAGCUGAUAAGACGGAUGGACGGACGGACGGAUGGAUGGAUGGAUAGCAACACACACGGUCAGUGAGGCUGCUGUCCAUACGAGCCUGUGUGUGUGUAUGUGUGUUGCUCACGAGUCGCGUGCAGGUGAUUUUGGGUUGCUGUCUGUAUGGGUUUGUGACGGGCAGCGGACACCUUUCCUCGUCCUCAUUGUUGAACACCAACGUCACCUGCAUACAGACAGACACACAGACGGAUGCGUUGAUGACCAUCCAUCCACCCGUGCCCCUCGCUCGGCUCUGGUCAGCCACCUCGGCUUUGGUGAUGCCCUGCUGGCCCUUGAGGUAUAUCAGCUCAGCCAUGUCCUUGGCACGCAUCUACAGCCAGCCAGCCACACAACACACAGCACAGUUUCGUUCGGCACCAAUCGCUGUCCUCCUUCCUCUCCUUGGAUGUCUGACGAGUUCGGGUUUAUUGAGUCCGAGUGCGAAUGAGGUGGCGUCGAGUAUGUUGGACUUGCCGCUGCCGUUCUGGCCCGUGAUGGCGUUGAACUGCGGAUGCAGCCCGCAGAUCUCAGUGCGGCCGCCAUAAGACUUGAAGCCCUCCAAGAUGAUCCGCUCGAUGUGCAUCGUCUGGGAUGAAUGCGAUCACGCAACAAGAGCGCCGGACGCUCAAAGGGGGAGCGAAGGGAAUG
Messenger RNA from Vitrella brassicaformis, 7221 nucleotides. The record is from the annotation of a GenBank genome assembly. Lineage: Eukaryota; Vitrellaceae.